CUUAUCAAAAGUUUUAAUAUUUGAACAAUAUUUAUCUUCAUCAAAUUAAAAUAAGUUCUCGAUACUCGAUACAUUUGGAAAAUUUAAUUUCAUAAACAAAAGUAAUCAUAAUUAUCAACAUUAUUUAAUGUUAUACACUCAAGCAUAUAAUCUUAUCGCAUCGUAUCUACGCCGACCUGAUAUGUAACACGAACGGAGCCAUCAGUUCUAUUAUCACUUGGAUAAGAUCAACACUUAUCUCGCACUUAAAUUUUGAAAUCUAACAAUUUUACUAUAUAGUAAAACCAUAAAAAAUAUAUGUUUUAAUAAGGUUUUGAAUUUGAUAAUAAGUAAAUAAAUUAGUGAAAAUUUAAUUAGUGAAAGCAAUUAUUGGUUUUUUUUAUUAAUGUCGAUAUGUCAUUUUUAUUCGUGAUGGUAAUGAGUGAUGACAAAAGCUGCAUCAUAGCACAAUGUGUACAUUAAAAAUUGAUAACAUGCGAUGAAUAAUACACGUAUAUUACUGUACAUCUAGUUUCUAGAAAAGAUCCAGUAAUUUUUAAUAUUCAAUUCUUUAUUUUAAAAAAUCACGAUGACCAAAUAUUUGAACUUCGCUCUCACUAUUUUACACCUCGUAUGACCUUAAAAUAGUAAUAUUUGUGUUUAUAAUUAACGUUAACUUUUUUUAGAAUCGACAGAUUACGUCAAAGAUAUAAUUUUAAAAAUAUUAAAUUGAAAUUAAUGGUUUUUAAAACGGGCCGAUGUGUUCCAUUUUCACUUAUCUAAACAAAUACUAUUUAUAAGUAUUUAGAUUUUCGAAAUGAAUAUUGUUGAGAAAUAUUUUCUUAAAUGAUAUAAAUUUUUUUUCUUUAAAAACUGUAAUUAUUUAAUUAAUUAUUAUAAAACCAUUUUAAUUUACUAGUCAUAGAAUAAAAAUAAUAGUGUAAAGAUAAGUGAGAACUCCGGGAAAAAAUAUUAGUUCUUCAGAAACUUUUGCGCAGUUCGUACGCGCGAAAUUACACUAAUAACAAAAAUUAGCAUUAAAAUUCAAAUCAUGUCUGUUAUAAGAUCGAGUUAAUUUAAUAAUUUCAUUUACAUUGAAGUCGUUAUAAAAUGUUAAGAAUUUAUAUUUGGAUCGCGUUAGACGUAUAAACAGUUGUAAAAAAAUAUUAUUAAAUAAAAAAAAAAAAAUGAAUAGUAUGCAAGCUGAGAAACGUCUGGCAAUUUUAUAUUCUGCAGCUGCAACACUUUCAGUAAUAUCAUUUAUUUGUAUUAUAACUACCUGGCAAUACUGGGCAUGGACCUUGGACAGUUGUUUUGAAACGGACUGUAAUUGUAUUUUUUAUGGUGUUAAUGCGUUUAGCAAACUAAGAGGUGGCGAUGCUAAAAUUUGUCAUUUUGCAACUUAUGCCAUUAUUCCAUCGAUUUUAUUCAGUAUUGGAUUUGGUAUCUAUCAUGGUUACAGAACGUGUAUUAAUAAAAAACUAGGUGAUCCUAAAAUAAUUGCUAGAAGAUCAGUCAACUAUAGCAGUAAUGAAAUAGACGGAAAUAUUGUAGUCGUAACUCCUAGGAGCCGAUCCCCGUGCAAACAUUGGAUGCCACCUAGCUUCUUAGCUGCAUUGAUCACAUGUCUAUCCCUUACCCACGCUAUCGUUAUUACAGACGGUUAUUACAAGACCUGUGAACAAUAUAAAAAGAGAAUUAUCCAUGUUUUGGGAUCCGCAGCUCGUGAAGCCAUGGCAGUUCAUAAUCGUCUGAGUUGUAGCGCAAUAUUUGAUUACAUGGAUUACAUUGAGCCAGAUUCAAAUAACUGGAGAAGAGGCGAUGAAAUGAAUACUGGAUUAGCAUUACUAUUUGCAAUCACCACAAUAUGGUUGAGUUGUAUUAUAUGGAUUAUUAUUUUUAUAAUAAAUUUUGUUAUGGCUCGACAGAGGCACAACAAUUCCGGUGAAAAUAUUUAUUGCUGUUAAUCUUUAAAUAAUUUAUCAACAACAUCAUAAUAACUAUAGUUUUUAAAUCUAUAUUUCAUAAUUAGGAAAAAACAAAAUUAUUAUUAAAUUAAAUAUUUUUUACUGUAUUAGACAAUAUUUUACAGUGCAUUUUUAGUACGCUAAUUACCUGAUUUAUUUUAUUAUUAUUUUUUUUUUACAUAAACACAUCAUAAUAUUUUAUAUACAUUAUCAAUUAACUCACUCAUAAUUAAUACAUCACAACUUAUUUAUAUAUAAAUUUAUAUUUUAAUAAUUAAUACAUAAAACUAGAUAAAGUUGCCUUAGAAAAAAUAACUUACAAAA
Microplitis demolitor is the source of this 2270-nucleotide messenger RNA. RefSeq lists its product as uncharacterized. The transcript has 4 exons. NCBI's taxonomy places the organism in Eukaryota, Metazoa, Arthropoda, Insecta, Hymenoptera, Braconidae. The coding region runs from base 1167 to 1946 and encodes 259 amino acids. The record is from RefSeq and is a predicted model, not a curated record.